Messenger RNA from Epithele typhae, 546 nucleotides. RefSeq names its product ARP2/3 complex 21 kDa subunit. The transcript has 4 exons. The coding region runs from base 1 to 546 and encodes 181 amino acids. The record is from RefSeq and is a predicted model, not a curated record. Gene Ontology annotation, cellular component: Arp2/3 protein complex; cytoskeleton. Lineage: Eukaryota; Fungi; Basidiomycota; Agaricomycetes; Polyporales; Epitheliaceae. Gene Ontology annotation, biological process: regulation of actin filament polymerization; Arp2/3 complex-mediated actin nucleation. Gene Ontology annotation, molecular function: actin filament binding.
AUGCCAGCGUACCACUCCGCCCUAAACGAGGUGCCCGACGUCCGCCAGGUCGGCAACCUCGCCGUCCUCCCCAUCAAGUCCAAAUACCGUGGUCCUGCACCUAUGGCCGAUCCCUCAGAAGCAGACAUUAUCGAUGAGACCCUCGACCUCUUCCGAGCCAACUCCCUCUUCCGCAACUUCGAGAUCAAAGGCCCCGCUGAUCGUCUCCUCAUUAUUCUCAUCCUCUUCGUCUCGGACUGCAUUGCCAAGAUUGGCGCUGCGAAGACCGUUCCGAACCAGCUCGAGGCGACAAAGUUGCUUAACACCCUCGCCGUGGACAACUUCCCUGUCCCUGGAGAUGCCACCUUUGCUCUGAACGCGCACUACGCGCCCCCGGGGGCAGGGCAGAUGCUGGUGAAUUACCUGCGGGGGUACCUCACUCAAAUUCGCCAAGAACUUGCGUCGCGGCUGGUCGAGAAGCUCUAUGCGGACGGGACUGGCAAGCCCAGCAAGUGGUGGAUGUCGUUCCAGAAGAGGAGGUUCAUGAACCGCAGUCUGGGUUCGUGA